CACUUGACAUUCGUACACUGUUAACCUAACAAUUUCCAAUGCGAUAUGUGAUAUUUCCUCGAUUAUUUCGUUACAAUUUCCUAUAAACAAGUAAACCAAACCCUUUAAAAUGGUCGAAGAAGCCCUGCGUAAAAUCGUCCAGCAAAUAUUCACCAAUUGGACGGGCCUGAGGCUCGCAGUGGAACAUUCAAUGGGAGGCCCCAACAGCAAACAGGCCGCGAUCGAUUGCGUUAACGAAGUAACGCAGUAUUGCCUCGACGAUCCGAACAUCGACCAGGAAAGCCUCGAAGAUUUCCUCGAAGAUGUAAUGGACGAGAAAUUCGACACGAUAUUCGAAGAUGGUUCUCCCAAAGAAAUCGCGGCGUUGUUGUUGCGUUUCGUGCAACUUUUAAAAGAGAACAACGUUCAAGAAUGCGACGAGGAGUUUUCGAAGCUUCCAGUCGCCAAUACGGCUUGGUUAGAGGAGAGCAAAACGUCUAAUCAGGGAAAAUCCCAAGCACAAUCGGAUUCGUCGAGCGAUGAUGCAGAAAGUACCGACGUACCGAUGGAAGAUGACGGUUGGACGGUAGUACAAACUAAGAAAAAAAGAUAAUAUUAAAUCUAUAUUAAUCGA
Molecule: messenger RNA, 613 nt
Organism: Phyllotreta striolata
Lineage: Eukaryota; Metazoa; Arthropoda; Insecta; Coleoptera; Chrysomelidae
Source: the annotation of a GenBank genome assembly